UAAUAGGAUUAUGAAUGAGAAAGCAAAGGUUGACAUUGCAAAACCUAAAUAAGAAAUGCCUUUAACUUUUAAAGACUUUGAAAAAAUCAAGUUUACCUUCUCUGGAAUAGAAAAGUAUAUUAUCAUGGUAAAUUAAUAAAUCUUAUGAAAGGAACUCAAAACCAGCACUCCAUUGGAAGAUUUAAAAUUCAGGUUUUCAAGCAUCUUAAGAACAGAUUUCUUCGCUAAAAGACUAGAAUUCCAUGUUGUUAAAGGAUUUAAAGAUAAAAUAUUGUCCUCUUAAAAAUCCCUGCAAAAUUAAGGAAUUACAUCUGACUUUAAAGCCCAAGGUCAAGGGUUACUACUUAACAUAACAGUCAAGAUUAUAGAAGAAGGAGCAUGAUUUUUAUUUCAUAUCAUCUUGGAAAUUUAUUAAAUUUGAUUUAAUUCUAAAAGACUUAGAGGCCUAGUAAAAUUCGUAUUAAGACAAUUUUAUAAUGAGGAACACCUAUAAGUAUAAUAUUAUAUUCAAGGUGAUUUUAGGAAAUAUUUUAGGUCCUGUUUGAUAAAACCAUUCAAUCAUAUAUAAAUAUUAUUGAUUGCUUUCAAACUUUGUUGUCGAACGCUGCAGAAAAAAAGUAGUACAUAAUUAAAUAAUAAUAAAGUCAUGGAAAAAUCAUAUAAUCUAAGCCAUACAUUAUUUUAAGUAUUUUGCUUGAAAAAAUUUUGUCUUUGGAGGAAGUAUUGGCUUUCUUUGAAGAUUGCAUCAAUAACAGGCUUGAUAUCGAGACUGAAUUAGACACAAAAAUAUAUCUAAUUUUAUUUUUAGCCUGCCUAGUCAAGAAUUAAAUUUAUGAACUAAGAUGUAAAUAAUGA
Paramecium octaurelia is the source of this 855-nucleotide messenger RNA. The record is from the annotation of a GenBank genome assembly. Lineage: Eukaryota; Ciliophora; Oligohymenophorea; Peniculida; Parameciidae.